AUGGCUAACUUAUUAACACUUGUUAUAGCUUCUGUUGUUGCUUUAGCGGCAUACCCUUCGUUGGCAAACAAUAAUGUGCCAACAAUUGUGCCCAGGCAUAAGGAGUUGCUGCUGAAAGUUGGCACCACACAAUAUUUGAACUGCUCAGUCACCAGCCCUUCAUAUACCACAGAUUUGCAAUGGACUUACCCAAUAAGUGAGAAACUGGUGGCCAUGAGGAAGAGCAUGAAUCCACUUGGAUCCUUGUAUACCUUUAAUGCCAUGCUGCAGAUUCUUAACUUUGACGAAGCCAGCGCUGGUGUGUACAGGUGCAGUGUGAAGGGAAACGACACAGUUUUAAGCAGUGAAAUCUCUCUGAUAGCUGUUGCAGAGAACAAGACAGAGCCCAGAUAUGUCAAGGAUGAGGCAGCUGCCACCUUGUUCUGCAGCAUCAGUUUUGAAUCAAACAGGUCAAUCACUGGCAUCACAUGGUUGAAAGUCACAAACAAAAGCAGCGGUCGCACUGAAGAGUUUGUUUCUAAACUCAAGAAUGCAGAUAAUUACAAAGAAGAAAAUACUUCACUAACCAUCAGCAAUCCUAAAAUUGAUGAUGCUGGCCUGUAUAUAGCCAGGUUUACAAUCAAUGGGGAUGAAACAAACACGUACGAUUGUGAAGUUGGAUUUGAAGCGGCCCCAGAAGUACAGAACUUUGAGAAAGCAAAGAACCUCAUUGAGGGAGAGAAGAUGGAACUGAUGUGUACAGUGAAAGGCUACCCACUGUCAGUUGUCACCUGGUACAAGGACAACAAUGUGCUCAACGUGUCGGAGGGCAGCAGACACGAGAUUCAAAAGCCAUUUGGUGAACAUCAAGUGGUGAAAUUGUUGGUACAGACAGUGGAGUUUGAGGAUGCUGGGGACUACACCUGUAGGGCCUACUCUGCUCAGUUUAAUGAGACUUCAGAGAAGACCCUGACAGUAAGAGUUAAAGAUAAACUUGCAGCCUUGUGGCCAUUCUUGGGAAUUGUAGGAGAGGUUGUUGUUCUAUGCACCAUCAUCUUCAUCUACGAGAAACGCAGAAACAAGCAAGUUCAGCAGGAAGAAAAAGCUGCAGAGGAAGUAGAUGGUUCAGCGGCAGACAAGAAAGAAGGACUAAGACACCGUAACACCAAUACCUCAGCAUAG
Messenger RNA from Candidula unifasciata, 1161 nucleotides. The record is from the annotation of a GenBank genome assembly. Lineage: Eukaryota; Metazoa; Mollusca; Gastropoda; Stylommatophora; Geomitridae.